Messenger RNA from Hibiscus syriacus, 923 nucleotides. Its product is annotated as methylsterol monooxygenase 2-2-like. NCBI's taxonomy places the organism in Eukaryota, Viridiplantae, Streptophyta, Magnoliopsida, Malvales, Malvaceae. The coding region runs from base 52 to 861 and encodes 269 amino acids. The record is from RefSeq and is a predicted model, not a curated record. Gene Ontology annotation, molecular function: C-4 methylsterol oxidase activity; iron ion binding. The transcript is spliced from 7 exons. Gene Ontology annotation, biological process: sterol biosynthetic process; 4-alpha-methyl-delta7-sterol oxidation.
CAUCACUGUGGAGAUCACUAGCUUCUCUCCACUCGCAACUUCCAAGCUCUCAUGGCUGGCAUUAUUGAAUCUGGGUGGCUGUAUCUAAUCACACAUUUCAGCGACUUCCAAUUAGCGAGUCUGGGAAGUUUCUUUCUUCAUGAAAGUGUUUUUUUCUUAUCUGGACUUCCAUUUAUAUACCUGGAAAGAGCUGGAUUGCUAAGCAAAUACAAGAUUCAGACAAAAAACAACAGCCUUGCUGCCCAAGAAAAAUGUAUCACCCGCCUGCUUCUAUAUCAUGUUGGUGUCAACCUACCGCUUAUGAUUGCAUCUUAUCCUUUCUUCAGAUUCAUGGGUUUGAGAAGUAGUCUACCAUUUCCAUCCUGGAAAGUGGUUAUAUCACAGAUAAUAUUCUACUUCAUUCUGGAGGAUUUUGUUUUUUACUGGGGACACCGUAUUUUACAUACGAAAUGGCUGUACAAGCAUGUGCACAGUGUCCAUCACGAGUAUGCUACACCGUUUGGACUGACAUCUGAGUAUGCUCACCCUGCUGAGAUAUUGUUCCUCGGCUUUGCAACAAUAAUUGGCCCCGCCAUAACUGGCCCACAUCUGAUUACUCUUUGGUUGUGGAUGGUUCUUCGAGUCCUAGAGACAGUUGAGGCACAUUGUGGUUACCAUUUUCCAUGGAGCCUCUCAAACUUUCUACCUAUAUAUGGGGGUGCUGAUUUUCAUGACUAUCAUCACCGACUGCUUUAUACAAAAUCUGGAAACUACUCAUCUACAUUUGUUUACAUGGACUGGAUAUACGGUACCGACAAGGGUUACAGAAAAUUGAAAGCACUAAAAUGCGAUGAAGUCAGAGACGACGGCAAGCAAACAUAAUUGAGAAGAUUAGUUUCGACCUGUAGAAAGAGGGGUUUUCACAUUGUGAGCUUUCUGCAUCA